Molecule: messenger RNA, 3243 nt
Organism: Chelonus insularis
Lineage: Eukaryota; Metazoa; Arthropoda; Insecta; Hymenoptera; Braconidae
Gene: Helz
Product: Helicase with zinc finger
Exons: 4
Coding region: 244-2970 (908 amino acids)
Biological process (GO): regulatory ncRNA-mediated post-transcriptional gene silencing
Cellular component (GO): P granule; cytosol
Molecular function (GO): helicase activity
Source: RefSeq, a predicted model, not a curated record
CCCGCGUCAUGAUCGCGGCAAAAUAAUACCCCAUCGGCGCAGCAGCCGACAACACAUGAUCCCUUUCUUAUCUAGAAAUUAUCUUUAAAAUCUUAUUAAAUAAUAAAUUAGUUAUCUAAAGGUGUUUCGAAAACAAAAUGAACAAGAUCCGCAUGUUUAUAUUAGGAAAAACCAAGUGAAAGUGGGAUAAACUACUGGUGUUUUGUUGAGUGUAUUUUGGAGUGAACUAAGUUUCGUGGAGUAAUGGCCGACGUACGGCUCGGUGACGACGAUUUAGAGACGGAGCAAGCAGUAGAAGCAUUAGGGCUGAGUGAUUUAAUAUUUCAAUCUGGAGAAUUCGCUCGUCGUGUUCAUCAUGAUUGGAUUCGAUCACAAAAUCCAUUGUCUAUUAUGACUGACAGUGAUCUUCCGAAUGUCGCUAUCGGCGUCAACACUGAUUUAAAUAUACGCAUUGGAACACACAAGUCAAAUUGUUCUUGGACAUGGAAUUUCGAGAUACGAACGAUGGGUCGUUUAUUAAGAAAUUUAGCCCUAUCUCUUGAUUCUCAUCGAGAUAACUUUUCAAUUAAAUCUGUUCAUCGAGAUGGUAAAGUAAUAGGUUAUUGUGAUGGCCAAGAAUGGCAUGAUCCUGUAUCAACAGAAUUUAGAGGAGAUAUAAUGAGUGAUACAGUUGUUGCCUACCGAGUAACAAUCGUUUUCGAAACAACAGAAUAUGGAACCUACCUCCAAAAUGUACUUUUUGGUUUUGAUGGCUAUCCAGUUGUCAGAAGAAAAAUAUGCGCUGACUUGGUUCCACAUAAUGAUUUAUCACGACUCGAUGAAGCAACUAAAUAUUUUCUCAACCAAACAGCUCAUGUUUGGUCUGCAAAACAGAAUAGUAAAUACCAUCCGUUUGAGUCACCAUUUAUACAAGGCAAAGAUCCUUGGGAGAAAAAUUUAACACAAGCUUAUCCUUAUCCUGGAGAAUUGUUUAUUCUAUCUCAUGCAACGUUGACAGAGGAUCAUUUAACAUGUAAAAAUUAUCGUGGGCGAAUGCAUGAAUUAAUUGCUGUAGAAGAACUGGCGAGGCAUGAACAAGUUGCGAGAUACAAUUCUAUUGUUCAGUUUAACCUGCUGUCUUGUUAUGUUUUGACUUCUCCUACUGAUGGUUCAACCACUGCUAAAUACGCUCCUCUAGGAGAGCUCUUUGCACAGUUCUCUCUAGGUCGAGGCAUCUCCGAGGACAUGAAAAGUGGCCGUUUGUUACUUCGAGGCUGUACCAACAUCCUAAUAAAAUUAGUAAACACCGAUUCACCAUCAUCACCAGCAAUGUCAGAAAUUUACGAAGCACACGUGGAGGAUAAAUGUAACUAUAUGAUUUAUGCAAGACUCUCAAAAUCAUGUGUUGAGCGGUUGCAUCUAAAAGCUGAUACUGUUGUCAAGAUGCACGUCCAAUUUGUUCUAAACAGAAUGCCUUUCUGUGAAUGGCAUCGAGCUGUUGAUUGUCUACCAGAUGAGCGACUAGUAUUUCCUGAACCCAAUUUUCAAUUAAACAUGCGUUUACCAUCUGUCCUCGAGGCUAAUGAGGAUUGGUCUGAUCUUUUGGAUCAUCGGCUAAAUGAUCGACAGAGAGAAGCGCUUACAUUAAUGGUGGCACCUAAUCACAUUUAUCUUCCUCCAAUUCUUCUUUUGGGACCUUACGGAACUGGAAAGACUUUUACGAUAGCUCAAGCACUUCUCAUAAUAUUGUACCAGAAUCCAUCGAAUAAAGUUUUGCUCUGUACUCAAAGUAACAGUGCAGCUGAUCUUUAUGUGAAAGAGUUUUUCGAUCAAUGGUAUAGAACUACCCAAAAAGAAAGACUCAAGCCUAUGAGGAUUUACUACAAAAGACGUUUGCUAAAUACGGUUCAUCCAACAGUAAGGAAAUAUUGUCUAACAGAUCCCAAUGGAUCAUUUUGUGAUCCCACAAAGGAAGAUAUAGAAAAAUGUGGAUUAAUUGUAACAACUCUUGCUACUUCUAGUUGUCUGACAGCUUUGGAAUAUGAGCCAACGCACAUUGUGAUCGAUGAAGCAGCACAGGCAUUAGAAUGCGAAGCAAUUACUCCUCUAGCUUUGGCCGGUUCUCGAACGCGACUGAUACUCUCCGGAGAUCAAAUGCAACUAGCCCCGGAGGUUUACAGUGAUCUAUCAAAGGAACGAGGAUUAGGAAUGAGCCUGCUCGAAAGACUGCACAAUCUCUAUCCGCCCAGACAUCCUUGUCGUAUAAACCUCUGUCAGAAUUAUCGUUCUCAUGCAGAAAUAGUACAACUAACAUCAAAUCUCUUCUACGGAAAUGAAAUACAAUCGAGUGGACCACUACUUCCAGAAGUAUCACACUUUAAACCUCUUAUAUUUUACGCCGUUGCUGGAACUGAAGUUCAGGGUGAGUGUUCUACGGGUUUUUAUAAUGACGAAGAAGCGGUGGAAUUGGCUAAACAAAUAGCGUACCUGAAAUCCCGAUGGCCAGUUGAUGAAUGGGGGCCUUUUUCCGAAGAUUCAAUUGGAGUUCUAGCUCACUAUGCUGAACAGGUUGCAAAAAUCCGUAAUGAACUACGUAAACGCAAACUAUUCUCUGUCUCUGUUGAACGAGUAUUAAACGUUCAAGGUAAACAAUUUACUGCGGUAUUUAUCAGCACUGUUCGAACGAGAAAUUGCUGUCGAUACUCAGCUGAGAAUAGUUUGAGUGACUACGGUUUUCUCACUAACCCAAGACUGCUGAACACAGCAAUAACACGAGCCAAAGCAUUGGUUGCUGUUGUUGGUGAUCCUAUAGCUCUCUUGACUACUGGACCUUGUCGGUCUCUCUGGGGAAAAUAUUUCCAGAAGGCUAAAGUAUCGGGAAUACCGUAUAUACAACUCAAAGAGCACAUGAUGUACAGUUUAGCACCACCAGUUCCUCUAGGAGUACCACUUAAUCCUCUUGCACGAGAAUUCGUCCCACGAAACGUUUAAAUUUAAUUGAAUUACGUUUUUUUUUGGAAUUUACAUUUAGCCAUAUAUAUAUGAAUAUAUUUCUUUUCAACAAUGAGUUAAUAAAUUACCAAAUUCUAUGUACUGUAAAAUUUAAGAUUAAAUAAUUAAGAUUUAAUUGAAUACAUGAAUACAACAGACUCUAAAAGCAUGAUUAUAAUUUUUAUAAGUGAAAUAAUAGAGAGAAAAUGAGAAAUAUACAAAAAAAUAUUAUGUAAAUGUCAUCCUAAUGUACAAUAAAUACUAUAAAAAAUA